GGCAGCACUGAGCGCACUGAGCACUUACGGCACAGUUUAAUAAAGUAGCGCUAGAGAGCAGCUUUGACCUCACCUAUAUCCAUAUUGUAAUUACCUCUUGUUUUACAAAAAAAAAGCAGUCGUAACUUAAAAUAAAAUGGAAUACCGGGCAUAUACGGGAAUGAAUGGGUUAGGCAAUUCUAAGCUUGUCACCGAUCUUCAGUGCUUGAAAGAGUUCACCGAGCUCUCGGUAAACUCGAAAAAAGCCGCGGUGCAACGCAACCAAGAGACGUCUCGCAAGGAGUCGGAGGAUGAGUCCAGGCUACCGGUGCUGGAGGCUGCCUACGCUACCAUCCUCCGGGGGAUAGGGGAGGACACCGACCGCCAGGGGCUUCUGCGAACGCCGGCCCGAGCAGCCAAAGCGAUGCAGUUUCUUACUAAGGGUUACCACGAAUCCGUGUACGACAUUCUGAACGACGCCAUAUUUGAUGAGGACCACGAUGAGAUGGUGAUCGUGAAGGACAUCGAUAUGUUCUCUUUGUGUGAGCAUCACCUAGUGCCCUUCUUUGGCAAGGUCCACAUUGGGUAUCUUCCAAACAAGAAGGUGGUUGGCUUAAGCAAACUGGCAAGAAUUGUUGAGAUCUACAGCCGGAGACUUCAAGUCCAGGAGCGCCUGACCAAGCAGAUCGCGACGGCUAUUUCAGAGGCGCUGCAGCCGACUGGAGUGGUGGUGAUCAUUGAAGCAGUUCAUAUGUGCAUGAUCAUGCGGGGUGUGCAGAAGAUAAACAGCCAGACGGUCACCAGCACCAUGCUGGGCAUCUUCCGGGAGGACCACAAGACUCGCGAGGAGUUCCUGGCUCUGGUCAAAAGCAAAUAAACAUCUUCUACCUCAACCGACCCUCAGACGCUAGCAGUACCCUCUUCACAGUUGCCUAGGUCACCCAGGCCAUAUUUCCUCUCUCCCCAGUGAUCAAGUCAACAAACCAUCUGUUUGGAGGUCAGGGUCCUGCUAGUGUUUUCUUUUUUGUUCUGGUGCUGAUAAAAAAGCCCUACAUGUAGGGUCUGUUGUCAGUCAUAAAUCACAAUCACGAGUUACAAAUCAAAUCACAGCUGAUACUCGGGGUUUAACAACAUCUGGUAGAGCAGUUUUUCCCAACCUGGUCCUUGGGGACCCUGAUAGUCCACAUUUUUGCAAAAAUAUACUGUCUGGCAGGGAGCUGGGAGGGAGAGAAAAUGUGGACUGUCUGGCAGGGAGCUAGGAGAGAGCGAAAAC
Paramormyrops kingsleyae is the source of this 1252-nucleotide messenger RNA. It is a transcript of the gene gch2, whose product is annotated as GTP cyclohydrolase 2. The record is from RefSeq and is a predicted model, not a curated record. Gene Ontology annotation, molecular function: zinc ion binding; GTP binding; GTP cyclohydrolase I activity. NCBI's taxonomy places the organism in Eukaryota, Metazoa, Chordata, Actinopteri, Osteoglossiformes, Mormyridae. Gene Ontology annotation, cellular component: cytoplasm. Gene Ontology annotation, biological process: tetrahydrobiopterin biosynthetic process; tetrahydrofolate biosynthetic process.